This is a messenger RNA of Fukomys damarensis (Damara mole-rat), 3654 nucleotides long. RefSeq names its product filamin A interacting protein 1 like (gene Filip1l). The record is from RefSeq and is a predicted model, not a curated record. The coding region runs from base 11 to 3382 and encodes 1123 amino acids. Lineage: Eukaryota; Metazoa; Chordata; Mammalia; Rodentia; Bathyergidae. The transcript has 4 exons.
GUCUUAAAGAAUGCGUUCCAGAAGCAGUGACAUUGAGGGCUCAGCCCAAAAGCAGGUUCCAAGACAUACUAAAGACCACAGUUUCCUGGGCAUGAAACAUAGGAAGCAAGAGAAAGACCCCACCAGUGCAUCAGAUGCAUUCCCGUCACAUCUCAAGUCAGAUAAGUCACAAGGUGGCAAUGGCCACCAAGCAGAAGACCUCUCAAGAGAUGAUCUGUUAUUUCUCCUCAGCAUUAUGGAGGGAGAACUGCAGGCUAGAGAUGAAGUCAUAGGUAUUUUAAAGGCUGAAAAAAUGGACUUGGCUUUGCUGGAAGCUCAGUAUGGGUUUGUCACUCCAAAAAAGGUAUUGGAGGCUCUUCAAAGAGACGCUUUUCAAGCAAAAUCUGCCCCUUGGCAGGAGGACAUCUAUGAGAAACCAAUGAAUGAGCUGGACAAAGUCGUGGAAAAAUAUAAAGAAUCUCACAGGAGAAUCUUGGAACAACUUUUGAUGGUAGAAAAAUCCCACAGGCAAACCAUAAUGGAGCUGGAGAAAGAAAAGAUAAAACACAAAGAAUACAUGGAGAAGAGUGAUGAAUGCAUGAGCUUAUUAGAACAGGAAUGUGAAAGAUUAAAGAAGUUGAUUGAUCAAGAAACUGAGUCCCAGGAGAAGAAGGAGCAAGAAGAGGAAAAGCUGAAAGAAGAGCUGACCAAGCUGAAGUCUUUUGCUUUGAUGGUGGUGGAUGAACAACAAAGGCUGACAGCACAGCUAGCCCUUCAAAGACAGAAAAUCCAAGAUCUGACCACAAGUGCAAAGGAAACACAUGCUAAAUUGGCUCUUGCUGAAGCCAGAAUUCAAGAAGAAGAGCAGAAGGCAACCAGACUAGAGAAAGAACGGCAAACCCAGACCACAAAGUUUCAUCAGAACCAAGACAAAAUUAUGGCAAAGCUCACCAACGAGGACAGUCAAAAUCGCCAGCUCCGACAAAAACUGGCAGCCCUCAGCCGGCAAAUUGACGAGUUAGAAGAAACAAACAGAUCCUUACGAAAAGCAGAAGAGGAGCUUCAAGAUAUAAAAGAAAAAAUCAACAAAGGAGAAUAUGGAAACAUUGGUAUACCGGCUGAGGUGGAGGAGCUCAGGAAACGUGUGUUAGAUAUGGAAGGGAAAGAUGAAGAGCUCAUAAAAAUAGAGGAACAGUGUAGAGAUCUCAAUAAGAGGCUUGAAAAGGAAACCACACAGAGUAAAGACUUUAAACUGGAGGUUGAAAAACUCAAUAAAAGGAUUAUGGCUCUGGAAAAAUUGGAAGAUGCUUUCAACAAAAGCAAACAAGAAUGUUACUCUUUGAAAUGCAGCUUAGAAAAAGAAAAAAUGACCACAAAACAGUUGUCUCAAGAACUAGAGAGUUUAAAAGUGAGAAUCAAAGAGUUAGAAACCAUUGAAAAUAGGCUAGAAAAGACAGAGUUCACCCUAAAGGAGGAUUUAACUAAAUUAAAAGCAUUAACUGUGAUGCUUGUAGAUGAACGGAAAACAAUGAGUGAAAAGUUAAAGCAAACUGAAGAUAAAUUACAAGCUGCUGCUUCUCAGCUUCAGGUGGAGCAAAAUAAAGUAACAACAGUUACUGAGAAAUUAAUUGAAGAAACUAAAAGGGCACUCAAGUCCAAAACUGAUGCAGAAGAAAAGAUGUAUAGUGUAACCAAGGAAAGAGAUGAUCUUAAAAAUAAGCUGAAAGCAGAAGAGGAGAAAGGAAAUGAUCUCCUGUCAAAAGUUAGUAUGUUGAAAAGCAGGCUCCAAUCACUUGAAGCAACUGAGAAAGAUUGUCUUAAAAAUCAAUUAAAUCAAGACUCUGGUAAAUCCACAACAGCAUUACACCAAGAAAACAAUAAGAUUAAAGAGCUCUCUCAAGAAGUGGAAAGACUGAAACUGAAACUAAAGGAUAUGAAAGCCAUUGAGGAUGACCUCAUGAAAACAGAAGAUGAGUAUGAGACUCUAGAACGAAGGUAUGCUGAUGAAAGAGACAAAGCUCAAUUUUUAACUGAAGAGCUAGAACAUGUUAAAAUGGAACUUUCCAAGUACAAGUUAGCAGAAAAGACAGAGUCCAGCCAUGAACAAUGGCUUUUUAAAAGGCUUCAAGAAGAAGAAGCUAAGUCAGGGCAUCUCUCAAGAGAAGUGAAUGCAUUAAAAGAGAAAAUUCAUGAGUACAUGGCAACAGAGAACCUAAUAUGCCACCUCCAGGGAGAUCACUCAAUUCUGCAAAAGAAACUAAAUCAACAAGAAAACAGGAACAGAGAUUUAGGCCGAGAGAUUGAAAACCUCACUAAAGAAUUAGAACGGUACCGGCAUUUUAAUAAGAGCCACCGGCUUAGUCUCAAUGGAAGAAGAAUCUCUGACCCUCAAGUAUUUUCUAAAGAAGUCCAAACAGAAGCAGUAGACAAUGAACCACCAGACUAUAAGAGUCUCAUUCCUCUAGAACGAGCAGUCAUCAAUGGUCAGUUAUAUGAGAGUGAGGACCAGGAUGAGGACCCUAAUGAGGAGGAAUCUGCACUGUCCUUCAAAUGCAACCCAUCAACUCCCCUUCCUGUAAAUAGGAAGCUAUGGAUUCCUUGGAUGAAAUCUAAGGAGGGCCCUCAGAAUGGAAAAAUACAAACUAAACCAAAUGGCAACUUUGUACAACCUGGAGACCUAGUUCUAAGCCAUACACCUGGGCAGCCACUUCAUAUAAAGGUUACCCCAGACCAUGUCCAAAAUACAGCUACUCUUGAAAUCACAAGUCCUACCACAGAGAGUCCACACUGUUAUACAAGUACUGCAGUGAUUCCAAACUGUGGCACCCCAAAGCAAAGGAUAACUAUUCUCCAAAACGCCUCCAUAACAGCAAUGAAGUCCAAAACUUCUACCGAAGGCCUCAUAAAUUUAGAGCAAGGCAUGUCCCCAAUUACCAUGGCAACCUUUGCCAGAGCACAGAUCCCAGAGUCUUGUGAUUCUAUAACUCCAGAAAGGACAAUGUCACCUAUUCAGGUUUUGGCUGUGACUGGCUCAACUAGCUCCCAUGAGCAGGCACACUCCCCAGAGCCAAUAGAAAUCAAUGCCAAGCAUGCAAUUUUCAGAGUUUCCCCAGACAGACAGUCAUGGCAGUUUCAACGUUCAAAUAGUAAUAGUUCAAGUGUUAUAACUACUGAGGAUAAUAAAAUCCACAUUCACUUAGGAAGUCCUUACAUGCAAGCUGUGGCCAGCCCUGUGAGACCUGCCAGUCCGUCAACACCACUACAGGAUAACAGAACUCAAGGCAUGACUAAUGGGACACUAAACAAAACAACCAAUAAAGUCACCAGCAGUAUUACUAUCACACCAACAGCCACAACUCUUCCUCGACAAUCACAAAUUACAGUAAGUAAUAUAUAUAACUGACCACCCUCACUCUCAUCUACUCCAUACUGAUAUUCUUGCAAGGAACUCAUUAUUUUUUUAGUGAUCCUUCCACAUCCCCCAAAGGACUGAAUGAGCUUGUACUUUGGGAAGGUUUGUGCAUGAACUAUUCAAGAGUAUCUAAAACUAAAUAUUGCCUGCAUAGUCAUAUCAAGUGUGCACUUACUGUAUAUCAUCAUUUACAUAUCUGUAUGGAAAAUAAAUAUUUAGUCUGCACUUCUAUAAAUACAUCUCCAUGUAUUUCAUUUUCCAUA